GCACGCGAUACGCAGGCGCCUCAGCCGAAGUGCCUUCUGGGAUUUGUAGUUCUUUGGACAAGAGUACGCUUUGGUUCUGUCCUAACCAGACCGACUGGUUAUUAACGGGAUGAGGGCUUCAUUUAAGAAAGUCAGACGUACACUGUGACAUGAUGCAGCGUUCCCUAGGCAAAAUAACGAAGGGUCUGGGGACAUGGCCCGAAAGGCUCUCAAGCUUGCUUCGUGGACCGGCAUGGCUCUUGCUGCCUCUGGCUUCUUCCUCUACAGCAACAAGUACUUGGAUCCUAAUGACUUUGGUGCUGUCAGGGUGGGCAGAGCAGUUGCAACGACAGCUGUCAUCAGUUACGACUAUCUCACCUCCUUGAGGAGUGUCCCCUAUGGUUCAGAGGAGUACUUGCAGCUUCUAUCCAAGGUGCACCUCCGUUCUGCCAGGCGUCUCUGCGAGCUCUGCUGUGCCAACCGGGGCACUUUCAUCAAGGUGGGCCAGCACCUGGGCGCUCUGGACUACCUGCUGCCUGAGGAGUAUACCAGCACGCUGAAGGUGCUGCACAGCCAGGCUCCACAGAGCAGCAUGCAAGAGGUCCGCCGGGUCAUCCGUGAGGACCUGGGCAAAGAGAUCCAUGAUUUGUUCAUGAGCUUUGAUGACACCCCCCUGGGGGCCGCCUCCCUGGCCCAGGUCCACAAGGCAGUGCUGCAUGAUGGGCGGACAGUGGCUGUGAAGGUCCAGCAUCCAAAGGUACAGGCUCAGAGCUCGAAGGACAUUCUCCUGAUGGAGGUGCUCGUCCUGGCUGUGAAGCAGCUGUUUCCAGAGUUUGAAUUCAUGUGGCUGGUGGACGAGGCCAAGAAGAACCUGCCUUUGGAGCUGGAUUUCCUCAACGAAGGGAGGAAUGCUGAGAGAGUGGCCCAAAUGCUCAAGCACAUUGACUUCUUAAAGGUCCCCCGCAUUUACUGGGAGCUGUCCACCAAGCGGGUCCUUCUGAUGGAGUUUGUGGAUGGCGGCCAGGUCAAUGACAGAGACUACAUGGAGAAGAACAAGAUUGAUGUCAACGAGGUGAGGUUGAGCUCUCAUGGCUGCUGUGCGAGGGACACGGGCUUUGUCGGGGCUGCCCACCGAGGGCAGAUUUCACGCCACCUGGGAAAAAUAUACAGCGAGAUGAUCUUUGUCAAUGGUUUUGUGCACUGCGACCCCCACCCUGGCAACGUGCUGGUGCGGAAGCACCCGGGCACAGGAAAGGCAGAGAUUGUCCUGUUGGACCACGGGCUCUACCAGGUGCUCACGGAGGAGUUUCGGCUGGAUUACUGCCACCUCUGGCAGUCGCUGAUUUGGACUGACAUGGAGAGAGUGAAGAAGUACAGCCAGCGCCUGGGAGCCGGGGACCUCUACCCCCUGUUUGCCUGUAUGCUGACGGCCCGGUCUUGGGACUCGGUCAACAGGGGCAUCAGCCAAGCUCCAGUCACCGCCACUGAGGACUCAGAGAUCCGCAACAAUGCCGCCAACUACCUCCCCGAGAUCAGCCAGCUCCUCAACCAUGUGCCUCGCCAGAUGCUGCUCAUCUUCAAGACCAAUGACUUGCUCCGUGGGAUUGAGGCUGCCCUGGGCACCCGUGCCAGCGCCAGCUCCUUCCUCAACAUGUCGCGUUGCUGCAUCAGAGCGCUGGCCACGCACAAGAAGAAGAGUACCUGUUCGUCCUUCAGAAGGGCCCAGAUCUCUUUCAGCGAGGCCUUCAACUUAUGGCAGAUCAACCUUCAUGAACUCAUUCUGCGUGUGAAGGGGUUGAAGCUGGCCAGCUGGAUCUUGGCCUUUCUUUGCUGGCUGUUGCCCACUCCAUACUGAGUGGACUUGCUGUCCCCUUUCCCUUUCCAGUGUGAUUCUGGUGGGCAAGUUGACUUUUCACUCCACUCCUCUGUCAUGUCUCCACCCAGGUGCCCUAUUUCUGUCACAUGGUGGCCUGGGGCCCCAUGAUCAUUGUCCAUGGCACCACUAUACUUCACACCUCUGGAAUCCCUCCCCUAUGCUGUAGCCCUUGUCUCUGGGCCCGCAAGCUGUCCCCUGCAGUAGGCUUCUCCCCUGAUCCAGGGAGAUGGCCCACCACUCUAGGUGGGUGCCAUGGGGCUGGAUGUCACCCUACUUCCGGUAACAACUCCUGUUGUCAGGAUGGACCAUGAAUCCCACUGACUUCCUACAUGAAUUCCUACAUUUAACUUGUGGGCCCUUUGAUUUUGUUGGAAAAGAGCAUUGUUUCUGAUCUUGCUGGGAACAGAUUCCCUCUCCUUGUCCUGUCACUCCCCAGAGGUGUUGCACCUGAGCAAGGUGGCUCGGCAUCCGGGGCAUGAGUUCACUGCUGUCACGGUGACCCCUUUGGUGUUUUAUGUACUGUGUUUCAAUAAAACCCCUUGAGGGUUGCAGGGAA
Leopardus geoffroyi (Geoffroy's cat) is the source of this 2411-nucleotide messenger RNA. RefSeq names its product aarF domain containing kinase 1 (gene ADCK1). Gene Ontology annotation, biological process: lipid homeostasis; mitochondrion organization; protein phosphorylation. Gene Ontology annotation, molecular function: protein kinase activity; ATP binding. The coding region runs from base 194 to 1834 and encodes 546 amino acids. The transcript is spliced from 11 exons. Lineage: Eukaryota; Metazoa; Chordata; Mammalia; Carnivora; Felidae. Gene Ontology annotation, cellular component: mitochondrial inner membrane. The record is from RefSeq and is a predicted model, not a curated record.